Molecule: messenger RNA, 1176 nt
Organism: Linum tenue
Lineage: Eukaryota; Viridiplantae; Streptophyta; Magnoliopsida; Malpighiales; Linaceae
Source: the annotation of a GenBank genome assembly
AUGUUUCCAUUACUGGUUCGUGCUGCUCUGAGCAGCAAGAAGCCUGCAGCUUCGAUUUGGUCCCUCCAUAGACCAGUAUUACUACGAGUACCACCAUCACUGAAAACCAGCAGCAUUAAUCACCAUUAUUACCAUCCUAAAGUCAGCGUAAGCUCCACGGAAACCAUCAAACCAUCUUCCCCAACUCCCGCCAAAUUCACCACAUUCAAGCUCUCCCUCAUCGACAACGAUGUCCCGCCAAUUUAUGUACCUUUCAUCUUCUUCUUUUUUCCUGGUCCCGGCUCCACGGGACCAAACCCAGGGGAGAGAAGAUUCGAGACCCUCAGGUCUUCACUCGCCCAGACCCUCACGCGCUUCUACCCACUCGCCGGCAGGCUGUCCAAAUCCGGCGACAUCGAUCAAGCCGGUUCAGUUCCCGUCGUCCAUUGCAACGAUGAUGGCGUGCCGUUAUCUUCCGCCACGGUCGAUUUGUCCCUGGCCGACUUUCUCAGGAAACGUCUCGAAAUUGACUCGCUCCAGCAAUUCCUCCCUUUCACUGCCGAUCCGAUCGUCUCGGACCUCGAAUCGGCGCCGCAGAUCGCCUUCAGGGCGACCGCUUUCCCUUGCGGCGGGCUCGCCAUCGGUGUUUGCAUGUUGCACAAGAUCAUCGACGCCGCCACUUUGGCCGAUUUCAUGAAACUCUGGUCCGCCGUCGCCAGGAGCGAGAAGAAAACGGCGGAGGCGGCAGUCGGCGGCGGCGCGUACGCUCACGAUCGCGCCGCCACGUCACUCCUGCCGCUGCGUCACGGAGAUGUCCCCGCAGUCACAGAGGAUUUAGUGCGCGAACAAGGGAAGAUGCUGACGAGGAGACUCGCGUUCGAUGAGGAAGCGAUUCACGCGCUGAAAGCCAAAGCGAAGAGCGAUCAGAUACCCAACCCGACCCGGACGGAGGCGGUUGCUGGGAUAUCUUCUACGAUCGGACUGAGAUUGUACGAUGUUGAUUUUGGAUGGGGAAAGCCAGCUUGGGUCACCACGGCUCAAUUCCCAUGUCAAAUCCCGUAUACGGCCACUUUGUUGCAAUCCCCGGUUGGAUAUGGUGUUGAAGUUUGGCUCACCUUGCUUGAAAAAGAAAUGGCCAUACUGGAACAAGAAGUCGAAUUCGUUACUUAUGUGAAGAACAACAUGCCUGUACUUUGA